GACGGGCAUAAUGACGGAAAGUGGGACCAGUUCGCUGCGAACGAGCAGAAGUAUGGUGUAAGUUCAACCUUCAAUGAGGAAUACUACACCACGCCGUUGGACAAGAGUUCUAUCCCGGCGGAGAAAAGAGAAGAGGCGGACCAGAUCGCCAGACAGAUUGAAGCAGGGCAGACGCACGCCGAGGUUGAGGAUCGCGUCGACGUCGACGGCGAUGGGGAUGAGGAGGCGCGCUUCGGCGCCGCAGCGCCGCUGGCCAACACUGGCAACAGGGCCUUCAAUAGCAACCGGCCGCUUCCGCAGGUUCCCGAGCGACCCGGUCAGGAGCUGGCCAACGCCCAAGACAGAAGUGGCCGAAAAGGCAUGAUCUCGGAGAUGAAGAGGAUCAAUGCGCUCAAUCUGGAGCCCACUUCAGCCAAGCACGAUGACUCGAACGUGCGUGGUGGAAGGGGCCUGAAAGAUCCAGCCCAGCGCAACCCGCAGCGCAUGUCGGGUAACAACGCAGACCUCAAGUCCGAGUUCCAACAGUCGCUCCAAGUCAUUUCGCAGCAAGAAGCCAAGCGGAAUCGCAAAGCUGCCGGAGAUGGUGAAAUGGGCCCUUGGGAGGGCAACAACACUCAGGCAAGCGGCGACAAGUCGAAGAACCAGCCGGGCGCCUUGGCAAAAGCCGGUGAUCCGUCGCGGCAGGGCUUCUCCUUCAACCCGAAAGCCCCGGCCUUCUCCUUGAAUCCGCAGGCCGGCGAGUUUAUGCCCGGCGGCAGCAACAACGCCGCAGCCAACCCUGCGCCAGCCAAUGCUCCGGCCAAGUCGACCGGACCGGGUCCUAUGCUCAAGCUGGACAAGAAGAGCACGAAGCA
Molecule: messenger RNA, 854 nt
Organism: Symbiodinium sp. CCMP2456
Lineage: Eukaryota; Dinophyceae; Suessiales; Symbiodiniaceae
Source: the annotation of a GenBank genome assembly